AUGUUGAGACGAAUAGGAAGAUCUCAGUUGAGCCACUUCAGGCUCCAAUCGACAAUAUCUUUUGUAAACUUCAAUAACAAAGAAGUUUCAGUCAAUUUGGAUGGAAAGACGGUGACAUUCAAAAAUACUUUCCUACGUGAUGCAUGUACCUCCCCAAAAUCUGUAGACGCUUCAACAAGCCAAAAAUUGUUUACCACAGCUGAAGCAGCGACCGAUCUAUCCAUCACGCAAAAACCAUCAGUUGUCGACAACAAACUCAAUAUCCAAUGGAAUAACAAAGGUGAACUUCUCAACUCAACUUACUCAGCGUCAUUUUUAAAGAAAUAUUCAACUCCAGCUGGCCCAAGAGAGGAUUUUUUUUUUGAUAAGGAUAGGAAAUUGUGGGAUAAUAAGGAAUUAAUUGCCAAUUUGGACUCCUUGCAUCAUGAUUACGAGGCCUAUUUGAACGAUGAAAAAACCUUUUUCGAUGCAGUGUUCAACAUGAACAAGUAUGGAUUAUGCUUUAUCGAUAACAUACCAAGACCCAUAUUAGAGAAAAUGGAUGAAUCAAAUGUGGCUCAAUGGCCAGUGGCUAAAUUGGCAGAGAGGUUCGGUUACAUUCGCAAAACCUUUUAUGGAUCCUUAUUUGACGUCAAGAAUUUAAAAACUGAGGCCAAGAACUUGGCUUAUACAAAUACAUUUUUGCCCUUGCAUAUGGACUUGUUGUAUUAUGAAUCACCUCCCGGUGUGCAAAUGUUGCAUGCAAUUGAUAAUUCAACCUUGGGUGGAGAAAAUAUCUUUUGCGACUCCUUCUUGGCUGCUGAACAUGUUCGUCAAGUUGAUCCAACCGCGUACACCGCCCUUACGAAGAUUCCAAUUACCUUCCACUAUGAUAACAAUAAUGAGUAUUACUACUACAAGAGACCACUUAUCAUUGAAGAUAUGGCGAUUACAGGAGACUUUCCCAAAAUCCAUGCUAUAAACUAUUCACCGCCAUUCCAGGGCCCCUUUGAAAUUGGAAUUACUAAAAAAGACCCAGCUUAUGAAAUGUUUGAUGACUUCAUUCGUGGGUUCCGGUUAUUCGAAAAAUUUAUCAAUGACCCCGCUAAUCAUUACGAAGUUAAAAUGAAGGAAGGAACUUGCGUCCUUUUCGAAAAUCGUCGUGUAUUACAUUCGAGGAAUGAGUUUUCCGAUUCAAAUGGAGGCGACCGUUGGUUGAUGGGUACCUAUGUUGAUGGAGAUAGUUUACGGUCAAAAUUACGUUUAGGUUAUCGUAAAUUCAAGUAA
Lodderomyces orthopsilosis Co 90-125 is the source of this 1266-nucleotide messenger RNA. RefSeq lists its product as uncharacterized. Bases 1 to 1266 code for a protein of 421 amino acids. Gene Ontology annotation, biological process: carnitine biosynthetic process. Lineage: Eukaryota; Fungi; Ascomycota; Pichiomycetes; Serinales; Debaryomycetaceae. The transcript has a single exon. Gene Ontology annotation, molecular function: oxidoreductase activity. The record is from RefSeq and is a predicted model, not a curated record. Gene Ontology annotation, cellular component: mitochondrion.